UUUAUUUGCUUUAGUCAUUCCGGUCAUAUGUAUGCUGUAUGAGUCAAGUUCGCGUGGGUUCCGUGUAGCCCAUUUUUGACUGCUGUUAAUCAGCCCAGCCAGUAUAUGUCAACAUUCAUCUGAACGCAAAAGGGAGUUGCGGCUGACGCUCAUACUACCAGUUGUGAUCACGAGUUUAGUGCAGUGAAAAUUAUAAAAGAAAAUUAAUCUCACCUAUGCAAUUAAGUGUGCUUUCGAGAUAGUGAGAGACACAAUUGCACGAUACGGCGAGCUGUGACAACACGAAAAGCACCGAAAUGUCGGAAUCUCGCAAGCUUGGAAGCUUAUUACAAGAGAUGCAAUGGGAUCUCAAAUGCCGACAAGGAUGCAGUUUCUACGGCAAUCCGGAAUGGGACGGUUACUGCUCCAAGUGCUUCAAGGAACGUCGUGCGCAACAGCAACCUGAUGCACAGUUAGCGUGCCAUACAGCCACAGAAAGUACGCCACUAGAGACUGCGCGAUGCCGAACACCAAGUCCGCACAGCUUCACAUCUAGGAGGCUAUCCCGUAGUGCCAGUGAAUCUCCCGAGGCACCAGCAAUGGCUCCUUUCUCACGCUUUGCUGAAAAGAAGCGCCAACAUGCAGAGAAGCGUGCCAAGACAUUUAAAAAUAUUAUCCGGAGGACAAACACAUUAAAAGAGAGUUCAAGCAGUAAAGAGGUACAGCUCAGCAGUCUGGAGAGCAACCCAGCUGCGAAGGAGCUCAAGGAUUUCCUACGGGGACUCAAGGAUACUGCAGCAUAUGAUCUCAUCAAGCAGGUAAAGGCAAUCGUGGAAAAGGUGCAGAAAGUGACACGAACCCUGGACGAUCUCUCUGACAUGGUGCAGGACUUUUAUCAGAACAUGCACGAUCGCUUCGAACGCAACUCUCACUACCAAGAACUAGAACCAGAACAAGUGGAGCAGCUUAUGGACUUGAUGGAGAACUACCUUAUGAGCCUCCUGCACAAGAUGGUAUUCGAGUUUAUUUCCACGGCAGAUGAGGAGAAGGAUCUGGCCAUACAGAAACGCAUACGUUCUCUCAGUUGGGUGGCUGCGCGUCACUUGGAACUCGACUUGGAUGACCAGCACCCGCCAGUGCGCGACAUCAUCGAUCGUGCCAUUACAGACAUUAUCGAGAUGGAUUCCAGGCAGAGCCCGAGGGACAAACUCGAGUGUGUGGUGCGUUGCAGUAAGCAGCUGUUUGCAGCUCUGCAGCAGGGCAGGGGCCCACAAGGUGCUCCAGCAUCGGCGGACGAGUUCUUGCCUGCCCUGGUGUACGUGGUGCUGCGAGCCAACCCACCAUUGCUGCACUCGAAUAUAAAAUAUGUCACCCGCUUCAGUGCCCCUCAAAGGCUGAUGAGCGGCGAGGCUGGCUAUUAUUUCACAAACCUGUGUUGCGCAGUUGCAUUCAUCGAGAACCUGACGGCGGAGUCGUUGAAUCUACCAGUCGACGAGUUCGAGAGGUACGUGUCUGGAGAGAGCGUGCCCCCAGGAAGAAGCUACAGUCGGGGGGCCAGCGAGGCGCUGCGUCUCAUGUACACCAACUUGGCUGUCCUCGGGGACUUGAGGCAACGACAGCAACGUGUUGCAACCGACACCUCUGUCUUGCGACAACAGAUUCAGGGUUUCAGGGAAGCUGUAUCGCGGGAAGUGGAACAGAUACUAUCACGCUCACCGCUGGUCCUGCAACCGUACAAGGUUCCCGCCGAUCUAGACCUGCGCUUUGUGCCGGCCUUCUUGCGUGACAGUGUCGUCUACGAAGAGCGUCCUCCAGAGCUGUUGCUCGAGCUUGGGCCCGACGGGGAGAACCAGCUUCCCUCUGAAGGUGGAACAGCGGAGGAAGAUACGGGCGCAAGUGCUCUGACCGACCCAGAAGCAUUUGCAUCGACGGAUCCGCAGCUUUGUGCCUCCCUCCCUCCACCACUGCAGCCCACUGUAGUGGGAGACGAAUUAAGUGGGACCUGAGAAGUGACCUAUGCAAGGUCAAUAUUGGGCUCUCUUGUUUAUGCAUACUUCCAUGUACAGGGGGGUGAGAAAAAUUUUUGUGUCUUAUUGAGUGCGUACACAUCUAGUUGAUUGCACGUUACUCGCGUUGGUGCCCUAUCCCGAUAUACCAAAGACAGGCAUAAUCUUUUAUUAAGAACGCAAGUGAACAGGGGCUUGUUUCGAGUAGUGCUCGCAGUGUUUUAGCCGCAUCAGCUUACGCCAUGGUUUUUGUGAAGUGAUGUGAUGACAUAUAGCGAAGAACAUCUCUCCAAUAUAAAACAAUCGAUAUAUUUUUUUGUGAGAAAAUUUAGCUGAAUUGCAACCUGUGUGAUGCUCUUCCGACAAUAUCAUACACGUAUAUAGAAAUAAUGAUGACUAAUAUAAUAGCCUCGUAGUGUUGUCCAUGUGGAUCAGUGUCACAGCUUAAGUUUUUUUUUGGCAAAGGUUCUACAAAUUCGAGGAUAAACCAAAAGCCAGGAGUCAUGUUACCUACUUGUAAAUUGUGCAUGCUCGACAUAGCACAACCGACAUGAUUCAAAACUGGACAUCUUCAUGUCUGCGCAUGCAGUACAUGAAGUACCCUUGUCAUAAAGCAUAUCAAGCCAUUGCAUGUUGUCAGUGUGGAAUGGUUACCAUAAGCACAUUCCGUCACCAAACAGAAAGGCCUUUGUUCCCCAAACUCUAGUCCUGCCUAUACAUUCCAUGUGUCUAUGGGAAGCCACUGCAAAGCUCAAUGAGUGAAAUAAAUUGCUAUCCAAUUACA
This is a messenger RNA of Ornithodoros turicata, 2769 nucleotides long. It is a transcript of the gene Rabex-5, whose product is annotated as rab5 GDP/GTP exchange factor-like. Gene Ontology annotation, biological process: vesicle-mediated transport. The transcript has 8 exons. Gene Ontology annotation, cellular component: cytosol; endocytic vesicle. The record is from RefSeq and is a predicted model, not a curated record. Lineage: Eukaryota; Metazoa; Arthropoda; Arachnida; Ixodida; Argasidae. Bases 297 to 1985 code for a protein of 562 amino acids. Gene Ontology annotation, molecular function: small GTPase binding; zinc ion binding; guanyl-nucleotide exchange factor activity.